This is a messenger RNA of Lactuca virosa, 1027 nucleotides long. The record is from the annotation of a GenBank genome assembly. NCBI's taxonomy places the organism in Eukaryota, Viridiplantae, Streptophyta, Magnoliopsida, Asterales, Asteraceae.
UCCCAAACCACCCCUUAUUCCCUUAAUUAUCUCCUCCUAGUCCAUGUCAAAUCCUCUUCUAUGUCUCUGUCUAACCCAAUAUUCCAUUACAGAUUUUGUUAAACUAGGUAUGUGUGCCUUCUGUUAAAAUUAUCAAAUCCUAAAAUAAAAUCUCGCUGUCGAUUAACGGUGGCGUUGAUGUGCGUACUACGAAAAGAAUAUGGCUAUGAAGAUAUGCAAUUAACGAAGACAAUGGCGUUGCAUUUAUCAAAACCUAAAAUACGAUCUUUUAAGAAACUUGUGGUGAUAAAAAAUGAUUAAUUUUCUCAAAGAAAAUGGAUUAUGGAGAAGAUAUGUAAUUAAUGAAGAAGAACAAAGGAAUGGUUCUUGGCCGUGCAGGGUUUUGGAAACUUGAAUAAUUAGUUACUCGCUGUCAAAUGGAGAACAUGUUAAGGUUGGGUCCCAAAGAAAUGAAAGGAUCGAUAUGGGACGAAGGUGGAGGGACUACAAUUGUGCAAAUUCUAAUUUCACAUAGACACUAUCAGAUCGAUUCGAUCCAGUUCCUAUAUGCUGUAAAUGGGAAAGUGUUUCGUUCAGAAAUUCGUGGAGAACUCACUGGUUUAAAAUUUGAUAUGGUAACAUUUGAUCACCCAAGGGAGUAUUUGACUUCUGUAAGUGGUCAGUAUAAUAAUGGCGCCUACAAUGGCGAAUUGGUUUCGAUUGCAUUUGGUACCAACAUCCGUAAGUAUGGACCCUUUGGACGUGUUGUUGACAAUUCGCUUACGCAGUUUGUGUAUAAUUUUACACCAAAGGUUUCAUUUGGGGGAUUUUAUGGUAGUGUUUACAACCAUUCUGUGUAUGCCAUUGGGGUGUAUGUUAGGCCCCUUGUGUCGCUUGCUGAAAUUGAAUCGUAUAUUAUCAAGGAUGAAGAACGAAGAAGAUGAGGAAACUUUUAAAGUUUUUUGUAUAAUUUGCUACCUUGGAUGCAAUGAUGCAUUGCGAAUGGAUUCUUAUUUAUCUUAAUAGAGUCUUUAUAAUUAAAUAGUCC